AUGAGUACAGACACAUCUAAAACACGUGGUUCAGGGUCGACUAGGAGGAGAGAUCCUGAUGAGGACGAUUCCCGUCAAACUAAGAGGGUGCGACAAGAUAAGCAUGUAAGACGCGAGACACAGCCAGAAAUAAAAGCAAGUCCCAUUUUAGGUUUUGAGAAUCUCGAGGAUAUUGGGAAUCUCGAUUUCGAUCUCGAAACAUAUGGUUCAAGCACGUUCGGCGGCGAUGACAAGCAGGACAACCUCAAAGCACCCGAGGAGAACGAAGCAGCUAAUGAAAGCACACUCAAGGCACCCGAGGAGAACAAAGCAGCUAAUGAUACCACACUCAAGGUACCCGAGGAGAACAAAGCAGCUAAUGAAAGCACACUCAAGGCACCCGAGAACCAGGCACCUAACAUGGUCAAAGGCAACAUCCCCUAUGUUCCCAGGACAACCCCUCCCGAGUCUCUACAGGAAGCUGCCGGAAAGAUUGGAAAUAAAUGUCGCGAGAUCUUUAAUAACAGGCACAAGAAGUGGGAACAAAAUUUCAAAUUGUGCAUCGUUGAUUUUGCAGAGAGGCAGUGGUGGGGAGAGUUUGUGCAUGCCGGGUCGAAAACCCAUGGAAAAUGGUAUCGAUUCAACAAAGCUGUACACAGCUAUCAAACUAUUACCGAUGAACAAUUUAGCCGGAUUGCAGAGGAGCUCUUCCAAGUGACAAUGGAGCAUUAUUUCAACGAGGACGAGGACGAAGCCUUUACAAUGAUUGUCAAAAAGAGCUCUAGAAAUGUUGUACAAAGCAUGAAGACGAAGUUACACAUCGAGGAUUUUUUGAACCAUGUGAAAGAAAAGAAGCGUAUUUUGUGUUUUGACAAUGGUGUCUUUGAUUUUGAAAUGUUAAAGCUACGUCCAGGGCAGCAAACGGACUACUGUGUUGAUACGAGAGAUUACCUCGGUUAUGCUCUGGAUGAGCAGUAUGUGAAAGGGGAGGGGUGGUCGGAGCUGAAUGAAGAACGGUUCGAUUACCUUAUGGCUCGCUUCUCUACCAUGGUCACCUCUGAGAAGGUUCGCGAGUACCUCUUUGAUCAUUUGUGUAUGACUCUGGACGCAAAUCAACCACAGAAAAUGGUCAUUUUGUUGGGGGAGGGGGCAAAUGGGAAAACGGUCAUUAUCGACUUGAUAAUGGCAACUUUUAGUGUGAAAGCGCACAGCAUGCAGAGUAGCCAACUCGGUAAGAACAUUGAUAGUACGAGGCCUAACUGCGAGCUGAAGGGAUGUGAUGGGAAGUUUACCGUAUGCGUGGACGAAGUGAAUAAGAAUGAGCAAUGGCGAGGGGACACAUUUAAGAAGCUGAUCAAUGGCUGGGUUAAUGCCCGACAAGUUAAUGACACCACCACUGGUGCCUUCAAAAUGAACGCUCUUCUUCUGGGUGCCAUGAACUGGUUACCGAUUGUCUACGACCACGCUCAUGGUGUCACUCGUCGAUUCGAAGUGUUUCCCAUGUUGUCCGAGUUUUGCAGAACAGAGGAGGAAGCUAACAAGAAAGGUGGCAAAGAUGCAAAGAAGUUUGUCGGGAUACAGGAACUGGAGAAACGUAUAGUAGAAUACAAGGAUGUGUUUAUGAGUUUCCUCAUCCGUCGUCUGGUCGAAAUCCGAACCGGAGAACGAUCGCUUCAGCCGGUUCCUGAUGAAGUGAGCGAAAAGACAAACGAGUUUACUUCUCAGCUCGAUCCUCUGGGACGCUUUGUGGCAAAGUACGUAAAGUGGGAGACGGGAAGGCGGAUGUACCCCGAUAGUUUUCGCAGAGCAUACGAAGCGUGGGUGAAGCAAGAGAAAAAAUACGGAGAAAAUCCUUACCCUCGGAAGGAGGACAUAGGUGACUAUCUUCUUAAGCAUCACAAGGAUUCAUUUCAAGUUGUGAAACAGCGUCUGAAGCAAGUAGAUAGCCUCGAUGGAAAGACGACAGACAAUCCGACUACGCUAUGGGAGGGGCUUACUUUGACGGAGGAUGGGAAGAAGCUAUAA
Molecule: messenger RNA, 2004 nt
Organism: Spizellomyces punctatus DAOM BR117
Lineage: Eukaryota; Fungi; Chytridiomycota; Chytridiomycetes; Spizellomycetales; Spizellomycetaceae
Exons: 1
Coding region: 1-2004 (667 amino acids)
Source: RefSeq, a predicted model, not a curated record